Mus musculus (house mouse) is the source of this 8261-nucleotide messenger RNA. It is a transcript of the gene Zkscan1, whose product is annotated as zinc finger with KRAB and SCAN domains 1. The record is from RefSeq and is marked validated. Gene Ontology annotation, cellular component: nucleus. Gene Ontology annotation, biological process: regulation of DNA-templated transcription. Lineage: Eukaryota; Metazoa; Chordata; Mammalia; Rodentia; Muridae. Bases 236 to 1921 code for a protein of 561 amino acids. Gene Ontology annotation, molecular function: sequence-specific DNA binding; identical protein binding. The transcript is spliced from 6 exons.
GACCUACUUCCGGUCUUUGUGACUCAUUGUGCCUGUGGCGAGGUAUUGGGAGGGCCUAUGUCGGUGUGCAGUGCCCUUCGGUCGGGUUGAACCCAGAGCAAGCUGUGCUUGGUCGCCCGGCGUCCCCAGGCCGCUCCGGAGACUCACGGAAUAGUGGAGGAACCAAUAGAAGACAGCUGCUAGGACAGAAACUGCAGCCUGACCCUGUUGGACCCCACCAGUUCACUGAGCCUGAAUGAUGACUGCUGAGUCAAGGGAAACCACAGGUCUAUCCCCACAGGCUGCACAGGAGAAAGAUGGUAUAGUUAUUGUGAAGGUAGAAGAAGAAGAUGAAGAAGACCACAUGUGGGGGCAGGACUCUAGCCUGCAGGAGACACCACCACCCGACCCAGAGGUAUUCCGCCAACGGUUCAGGCGCUUCUGUUACCAGAACACUUUUGGGCCUCGAGAAGCUUUGAAUCGACUAAAGGAACUUUGUCAUCAGUGGCUCCGACCAGAAGUCAACAGCAAGGAACAGAUCUUGGAGCUGUUGGUACUGGAGCAGUUCCUGUCCAUCCUGCCCAAAGAGCUGCAAGUCUGGCUGCAGGAGUACCGGCCUGACAGUGGGGAAGAGGCCGUGACUCUUCUAGAAGACUUGGAACUUGAUCUAUCGGGACAGCAGGUCCCAGGUCAAGUUCAUGGGCCUGAGAUGCUUGCCAGGGGUGUGGUGCCUCUGGAUCCAGUUCAGGAGUCCUCAAGCUUUGACCAUCAUGAAACUGCCCAGUCUCAUUUCAAGCAUUCAUCUAGGAAGCCUCGUCUCUUAUCCCGAGCUCUCCCUGCCACCCAUGUUCCUGCCCCUCAUCAUGAGGGGAAUCCCAGAGACCAGGCGAUGGCAUCUGCACUAUUGACCGCAGAUUCCCAGGCAAUGGUGAAGAUCGAGGACAUGGCCGUGUCCCUCAUCCUGGAGGAAUGGGGAUGUCAGAACCUGGCUCGGAGGAAUCUCAAUAGGGACAGCAGGCAGAUGAAUUUGGGGAAUGUGUUUUCCCAGGGCUCUGAGAACAGGAAUGGGAAUGAGUCAACCUCAAAGGCUGAAGUCAAAGAAGAUUCCACCUCACAUGGGGAGAUAGCAGGGAGAUUCCAGAAGGAAUUUGGAGAGAAACGGGAACAGCAGGGCAGAGUAGUCGAAAGGCAACAGAAAAAUCCUGAAGAGAAAACUGGCAAAGAAAAGAAAGAGCCUGGGCCACCUACAGCCAAGGAAAAAAAGCCCAGCACAGGAGAGCGGGGCCCGCGGGAGAAGGGUAAAGGUCUGGGGAGAAGCUUUAGCCUGAGCGCAAACUUUAAUAACACCCCAGAGGAGGCUCCGUCGGGAGCAAAGACUCACAGAUGCGAUGAGUGUGGGAAAUGUUUCACAAGAAGCUCAAGCCUUAUCCGCCAUAAAAUCAUCCACACUGGAGAGAAACCCUACGAAUGUAACGAGUGUGGCAAAGCCUUCAGUCUCAAUUCAAACCUUGUCCUUCAUCAGCGAAUCCACACGGGAGAGAAACCUCAUGAAUGUAACGAGUGUGGCAAAGCCUUCAGCCAUAGCUCAAAUCUCAUCCUGCACCAGCGCAUCCACUCUGGAGAGAAGCCCUAUGAAUGUAACGAGUGUGGCAAAGCCUUCAGCCAGAGCUCAGACCUCACGAAGCACCAGAGAAUCCAUACAGGAGAGAAGCCCUAUGAAUGUAGCGAAUGUGGAAAAGCUUUCAACCGAAACUCAUACCUUAUUUUGCAUCGGAGAAUUCACACCCGAGAAAAGCCCUACAAGUGCACUAAGUGUGGCAAGGCCUUCACCCGGAGCUCGACCCUCACACUGCACCACAGAAUCCAUGCCAGAGAGAGAACGUCAGAAUACAGCCCAGCCUCUCUGGAUGCCUUUGGGGCAUUCCUGAAAAGUUGUGUGUAAAGCAGGAGUGUCUCGUCAAGCCAUUUCCCCCCUUUUGUUUCUGGAAUUACCUAUGUACCCAUCGAGGGAAAAGUAAUAGCACCAUCGAAUUGUUUGGGAAGUCACACUUCAGGGUCUCUAACAGUUACAUCAACCAUGUCCUCCCUUCAGGAAGUCUGUAGACAUGCAAUUCUUAAAGUCCGUGUAAGGGAAAGCUGGCCGUGUGGAUAUUCCUGCACUCAAGAUAAAAGCAUGCACAGUAAACUGUCAAGCUUUCUAGUCAUGGGUAUACCUUUAAGGUUUGCUUCCCAGCAACCACACCAUAUAGUUGAUGAGUCAAGAUCAGCUCUGUGAAUAUUAUACUGGUUAAGCCACUUGCUGCAAACAAACCCUAAUUAGACAACUUGUAUUUCACAAUGAAGAGAGAUAGUUAAUACAAAAACUACAUUGGGACAUGCUGCUUGAGCAAGUUGUAAAUCCAGAAGGUUCUAUAUCUGAUCACUGGUAGCCUGCCAAAGCUAUAGAAAUCUAGGACUGUGUUGGUCAGAAUCAAACCAAAGAUUUCUAUCUCUUUCUGAAAGAGGGCAUAUGCACCAGUUUAUAGUUCCAAGGACUGUAACAAAUGUGGAUGGGCCUGCCCCCAUCAGUGAGAUCAGUCCUACUGAAAUAGCAACAAUUCAAGAUGCUUCUCUUCCUCUUCAACAUCCCUAAAGCACUCUAGAACGCCUAAAUGCACUCUCCACAAAUUAGCACUUGAUUGUAUACCAUCUUUUCAUCCUUCAGUGUUGGAAGCUUUUAUCAAUCACCACUCCCCCAAAAAGAUGCUUCAGUUGUCAAGAAAUAUAGUUAUGUUCCAGACAGCACAGCACUGGAUGUAGUACUAAACACACACAAGGCACUCCUUAGGACGGACUUCUAACAUCACUGUCAUAUUUGUGGUAGGGUCUGUAAAUCAUGUGAGUACCUGAACUAUGGUACCUUCAGACCUACAGGACAUGCUAUAAUGUAUUCUGGACUCAAUGUUAUUUUGUCCUAAGUAUAAACAAAGGUUGGUCAGCUACCUGCAGAGACUGCAAAUAUGGGUCAGUAAGUAAAUACCACAGAGUAUCAGAAAGGAUUCUUGUCAUCCACGUACAGAAGAAAACUAUGAACACUAACUAUGAAGUUUCUGUUUGUGUGACAUCAUUCCACAGCAAAGCUCUUGUUCUUGGCCAGAGUUCUUUUCAGUGAGCUGCUAAAUGGUGGCAUUUUGAGCACUUGCUGAGUUGUUCAUCACUUAGCCAAUCCUGUUCAAAAGAUGUGAAGGGUUUUUGUUGUUGUUCUUUUGUUUGAUUUUUUUUAAAGUUUUUUUUUUUAUUUGUUUUAUUUCUCAGAGAAAGGGAAAGUUUAAGGGAGCAUUUUUCCUCUCACAUUUAACCAGAAACUUGUAGAAGCAUCUGUCAUCAUUAGCCAGCAGUAACUUAAGAUGUCCUGUAGCUCUGAGAAGUUCACCACCACACCAGUGUGGUUGGUUGUGUCACUGUAUUUAAUAACACACAGUGUCUUUUCUGUUUCUCAUGAAAGACUAAAGUGAGGAAGUGAGGUUAGGGGACUUUAGCCUUUCCUGUCAUCUCUGCAGGUGGCUUCCCAGAAGCUCUUGAUGGAGACAUAACACAUACAGGAGACCCCAAGUAUCAAGCUAUGCAGGUAUUGGGAUCUUGAACAGACAGCUUUAUUUAAGGAAGCAUUGAGAUAGUGUGGACAGCCCUACAGAACCCUAGAAACAUAAGCUAAAGACAAACUUGAAGACUGUUGACAUGGACACCCCGCCUAUGGUUGAGAUUUCCCCUCAAGAAACAACUAAAAUCACCUUGCACCAGUUGUUCACUGGUGACCAGCAGCAAAAGUCGGUGAGACACAAUAGCAGCAGGUCUCAUCAGGUUGGUACCUGUGACCUCUGUUCCAAGUCAGACUAGAAUCCUACAAACAAUCACUGGUUCUUGCUUGACUUUAUUUCUUAGACCAAUCCUAAUCUCUGGCGGCAUCUGAGCUGUUUGCUUAGUGCUGCCAGUGAGUGUUCUAUCCAUCCAGCUGAAAAUCAACAGAGCUACUCUGAGGAUUGCACCUGACUCACUUUCUGGAGUGAGGUGGAGAUAAAGAGGUGCUUUUUAAGGUUCUCUUAAAGGAAUGAGUCAUAUUAAUGGUGGACUUUUGUGUGAGAGCUCUGGCCUGUUUGGUUUUUUGUCUUGUUUUGUGUUGGGUUUUUUUGUUUUUGUUUUUGUUUUUUUUUUUUUUUAAAGCAACUGAAAUAAGGUACAGGACUCCAGGAGCACAUCGAGACACUGGCUUUGAUCCCAAGAAAGGACUUUGGUCAUUUCCCUUUUGGCUGCUUAUACACAGACAAUUAACCACAUGCUGGUGCACUUCAGCCGUUAUUCUUUGUUCUUAAAUGAAAUUAAGACUGACCUGUGAUCCCAUCCCUCAUUUGAUUUCCAUUUUACUGGAACGUUUUACUAUUAGAUAGUCACUGGGAUGGCUCCAGAUCUUCCAUGGAUGCAGUCCUGGAGGCAGCCACCUGAAAAUACAUUUUACUUAGAAAGCUGACUAUAGGUGGUUAUCCAAAUUUCUUAGAUGCUCAGCAGUGUCACUGCAUCGUGGUCAAAUGUGGUGACAUCUGUCGUUAGUGCUCAGGCUAGUUAACAGCCUAAGUGCUUAUUAGUUAACCAUCAGCAUGCCGAUUGACAUGAUGGAACUUUAAGACUUCUUAAAUGUACUUUACAACAAAAGCCAGAUUCUUCAAGUUUUGAACUUUCUACUUCAGCCUGGCAGGCAAGGCUAAGCAUUGAUGUGUGAGACAACUUUAUAUGUAAAGCACUUGAUAUUAAAGGUAUAAUCGUGAGACUGUUAAAUAUGUGUAGAGAGACUGACAUGUUAAAUAUGUGAGGCAGUCCAUGCCUUAUAUACAUCAGAGAAUUGAUUCCAGAAUGGGACCGAGUCCGAGUGUGAUGCCUGGCAAAGGUUACACUGUAAAUAAACUCUUUCUGUGAGGCCAGCUUUAUGCACUCAUUGCUUUGGACAGGAAAUUUCCAUUGUGCAUCUCAAUCAUGCCGUAAGUUCAGAAGCUGCCAGAAGAGCUCAGUCUUAACUCCAGAGGACCCACAGGAGAGCCCAAGUGUGGGCAAUGCUAAAGAAACAGUAAAAACUCACAACUUCUUACAAACGGUGAACACUGAGUACCUCGGUGUAUUCUGUAAGGUCAUAAUGUCGGUGUGUCUUUGUACCUCACCCCUCCUGUCAUUCUUUAUAGUCCUUGUAAACGUGUUCCAGUCCGUUGAACAGAUCCCAUCACCUGGGAGCGGGGAGAAAGUGAAGUUUUGGAGUAGUUAAGAAACUAUAGUUAUAAACGUGAUUAGGUCUCAGAACUAGGGGUGUGGAAGAAACUUCUUAGGUUGGUGCUUGUUGAACCGAGAAAAGUCUGUGAAAAGAGCUCAGUAGAACACUAAAGUGGAAUAAUUGUACAUGCCCCUUCCUGGUCUCUCACUCAAAGGGAAUGGGCAGGCUCUGGCUUAGAGGUGGGCUGAGGGCUUCUCCAUUGUUAAUAUAUUUGGGGGAAUAUAUAAUCAACAGAAGCUAGGAAGUAUACCGGAAAGGCUAGUUUGUCCAGAUUCUUUGAGCCAUGGUAUCAUAGUUCAGUUUUCCCACUCAUAAAUCCUCUAUGCUUAGACAAAUAGGGACUCUGUCCACAGGAAGGACUACUUUCCAGGAAACACAAGUAGGUCUUGCAGGGAAGGGGAGCUAUCUCAGAGUUUGCAAAGCAUUGCAAGAUUUGCUUUUGCUUUACUGCAAGUUCCUAUCUUUGCUCCCAAUCUCUGGUGUAUUUGUGCUUAAGAGACAGUGUUUGAAGAUUCGUAGCUGUGAAUAUUUGUUGAUUUAAGAUUUUAUCUUAGAAUUGCCAACUGUAUUUCCAGUAGGCAAUGCUGAUCUGUUAUCAAAAGGGAAUUUAAUCAAGCUCAUCUUGCCAUCCUCCUGGAAGACUAAUUUUGUCACUGGAGUGACAAUGCUGAGACAGACACUCAAGACAGCAAGCUUGCCACAGAGCCAUUUUCUGUGUUCCACUAUGAGCAACUCUCAGAAGUCUGUAUGAAGAAGGAUUAGGGGUGUGGUUCCAUCCCCAGCACUGCAUGAAAAGGAUGUGCUGUCACAUGCCUGUGAUCCCAGCACUUAGGAAGUAGAGGCAAGAAGAUCGGGAAUUUGGGAUCAUCCUCUGUGACAUAGCAAGUUUGAGACCUGCCUGAACUGCCAGAGAUCUUAUCAAAAACAAACAACCCCCCCCCCAUAACUAUGUAUAUGUAAGGGAGCCAGGCAAGGUGGUACAUUCCUUUAAUCCCAGGACUUGGGAGGCUGGAACAGUUCACAAGUUCACAGCCAGCCUGUUUCCAAAGAAAUAGAAAUGUGCAGGUAUUUCCCAUUAGGCCUGUGAAUUGUAUGAAAUAUAGAACCAGAGAGGCAAACUUAAAUGAUGUAAAUAGAUCACUUCAUAGAAGUCAGAGUAGAUUUUUAUUUCAACUACUACUGGAGGCAACGAGCAUUGUUGGAAAAGUUUUCCUAACAUAGAUCUAGGCUUUGCUCUUAGUAUGGAAACACUACUGUAAGUUUUAAAGAAGUUACUUAUUUUGCUAUUCAUAUUUUUUUUUAUGUCUGAAAAUACCUGACUUAAAACUUUGUAAAACAAACUUGAAGUUAUAGGUAAGGUAAGCCAUCACCAAUACUGCAGGUCAAACAUAAGUUUGGGAAAUUAUUUUGAUAUCCCAUAAUACUAAUGUUCUAGUAGUUUUCUAUUAACUGGUUCUGUUUCCUAGUUGAUAACCCAAUCCCAUGUUAUCCUAUAUUAAUCUAAACAGCAAAAUGAAGAGAGUGAAGCUUACUCAGCUCUAAGCUGUGGUUCCAAAUGAAAAAUGUCACAGUCUGCUAUGAAAUUAAGAAUUGAUUUUUUUAUUUUUGUUUAACCUGGGAGGUUGUGAUACACCCCCUUACAAAAACUGACUCAAUUUACUUAACUGACCCAAAUUACUUGAUCAUUAGCCAAAUUAAUUGAUCCUUGAAAUGGUCUCAGUUCAUAAGCACUCAGGUUUGUGAAGGACUAGAAGAGGCUGGACCUUCAUUCCAGUUUGACAUUGGGGCUAAGUCCUGUUGGUCCACAAAACGACAACCAGUCACACUGAGUCAUUUAUCCUGUAGUCUCCAGCAUGUUACAAGAGAAUGGCCAAAUGAGGUCUAGCAGCCUCAUGAUCUGCUAAGAAAGUGCUGAGGCCAGAGAAGCUUGACUGGGGGGUGGGCAGGUGGUUGCUCACCUUCCUUUCUAUCUUAAUUGGUAACAGCUUGAAGUGCCAGCCAGCCCUAGCUGGACUGAGAGUGUGAGACUUGGGCUCAGUUUCUCCUCUGCUCUCAAACCGCCAUCCCACAAACAUGGAUCAAGUAAUGCAGUUUCUAGAGCCAGGUUGGCAGUUUGUAAAGGACUCAAUUCAGCUGGUUAAAAGAUGCACCAAACCCGACAAAAGAAUUCCAGAAGCUUGCCAUGGCUACAGCUAUAGGAUUUGCUAUCAUGAGAUUCAUUGGCUUCUUCGUGAAACUGAUCCAUAUCCCUAUUAAUAACAUUAUCAUGGGUGGCUGAGUCCUUUUUCAUCAUGGGACAAGUGAACCAGUGAGGGGGUGACAAGCUCAUGAAAUAAAACAUUGCCUGGAAAAAAAGAGAGAGAGAGACUUACCUGGAAUCCCUCAGUGAGGGGUGUGGCUCAGUUAAGAGCAUUUACAUAGAGUAACCCAUGAAAGUGAAUGUGAGUGGCCACAGGACAUGGUGCCAAAGCAAUAGAGCAUUUGCUAGGAUACCCUAUUAGUGGGUGGGCUGUGAUGUGGCUCCGUGAUUGCCUACCAUAUGCAAGUCCCUUGGGUGCAAUCUCCAGCACUGCCCUGCCCUGCCCAAAAAGAGUUCUUACUUUCUCACGGGAGGAAGACUGUGAUUAAACAGAACAUUCUUGUCCUAAGAAUUCGAGUGUUAAGGGUUAGGGUGGUUGUGCAAGCAAAUUUUUAAGUUGUAUUUUUAUAAACUUUCAGUUAAGGAUUAUUAUUAACAACCAGGUCAACAUGAUAAGCCUACAUUUAUAUAGAGAGUUAACUCAGGCACUGUCUUUUUGUUCAUAGGCUAGAUAAACCAUCCUGUUUUAUCCAUCCCCAGCAUAUACUAGAAUAAAUUAGACCCAAAGAAGAAACUUUGUAUGCCAGCAGGAUUAAAAUCAUUGCUGUUAAAAAGUGGAACUUUGAUUUGACCAGCCUCUGAAGAGUCCAGAUGUUUAGUAGAUGUUCAAUAAAUAAUUUUUAAAUGGAA